Cryptotermes secundus is the source of this 2958-nucleotide messenger RNA. RefSeq names its product cyclin G (gene CycG). Bases 206 to 1369 code for a protein of 387 amino acids. NCBI's taxonomy places the organism in Eukaryota, Metazoa, Arthropoda, Insecta, Blattodea, Kalotermitidae. The record is from RefSeq and is a predicted model, not a curated record. Gene Ontology annotation, molecular function: cyclin-dependent protein serine/threonine kinase regulator activity. The transcript is spliced from 6 exons. Gene Ontology annotation, cellular component: cytoplasm; nucleus; cyclin-dependent protein kinase holoenzyme complex. Gene Ontology annotation, biological process: regulation of cyclin-dependent protein serine/threonine kinase activity; mitotic cell cycle phase transition.
AGCUGAGCCAAAGAAAAACACUAGACGCCAUAUUAUUCAAUACUGUCAAUUUCAAACUCUCUUGAUUGAAGCGCAUUUAGAGACGUGCUUUCCAAAAUUGGUUGAUUAGUAAGAAACUAGUUACUUGGGACGCAUCCGGGUACAAGGCCUCAUAUUGGGCCAUUCUUGAGGUGUAACUGGGGUCCAGUGAAGUGACAUCACAGGAAUGGACCAGGGCCAGCCGGAUGCUAUCCACCCCCUAAUAACGAAGCUGAAUGAGGCACUGGUUCUGGAGAAUAAGUUCCAACCUCAUCUGCAGCUCCCUAGUGUGUCCCAGGACCCAACUGAAAUUACUACAGGUAUCAGAGAUGGAUCUGCCCAUGUCCUGCGCUGCCUGAAGGUGUGGUAUGACUUGCCUUCAGAUGUGCUCUUUGUUGCUAUCAACUUCAUGGAUCGGUUCCUUACCAAGAUGAAGGCACGUCCAAAGCACAUGGCUUGCAUUUCAGUGAGUUCCUUCCAUCUUGCAACAAGGCAGAUUUGUCAGUACCAGAAGAGCUGUGGACUGGAAGAGGUUUCAGCCAUCCCUGAUACACGUGAUUUGGUUGCCAUCUCACAGUGCAAAUGCACCUUGGGAGAUCUGACUAGAAUGGAGGGUAUUAUCUCAAGCAAGUUGGACACAGAGCCUGGUCUCCUGCCCAUCACCCCACUCACAUUCCUGCAGCUUUUCCAUGCACUCUUCAUAGCUGCUGCAGAGCGACUUGGUGUUGGUCCUCUUUAUGCCAAGAUGGUAGCAGCUCCAUCUCUGUGGCUUCGCUUAGAGAUCUUAGCCUGUGAUGCAGCUUGUGCUAACUUCAGGGCAAGUGAAGUUGCAUUGGUGCUUCUCUGUACUCAACUGGAUUCUGGAGUUGCAGACCUUGGCACCAGGCAGGACCCCAGUACUGGUGCUGAGAUCAUGCGACUUGUAAACUUUGCCAUUGAGCUACAGAAACUCUGCAAGAUUCCAGACAGCAGCUUUUUCUGCUGCCAUGAAGUAGUUCUGCUGAUCCUGGCAAGGUAUAAUGCACAAUGCCAGAUGCCUCAUCGCCAGCGCCUUGUGUGGAAAUUGUCCCAACGUACAUUACGGUAUUUGCGGCCCACUGACAAAUUGACCUCCAUUAUGCCCACCAUUGAUGAACAUGGGCAGCUGCAAAUGCCUACACGUAUCAGAUCUGGUAGCGUCAGCUCCGAUGAGAGUUGGGAUUCAGAGAAAGAAGAUGUAGCUGCAGAAUGGGCUCCACCACUGAACCCUGCUGAAUGGACUGUUGGAGCUAUGAAUCCAUUGCCAGAAGAGGAUGAAUCCAUUGUUAAAGGUGCUUCAUCGAAGUUCCUGCGUGAUGCUAUGGCAGCUUAAUUCCAUAGGCCUCAGCUAUUCUGGGAAGUAUUGGUACAGUAAUUGCCCAUGUAUUCUUUGUGCUGAUUUCUUCUAUGUAAAAAUAAAUUGAACAUAUGCUGUGAAAAUAUUGUAAAAAAAGUACAAAAAAUUUAAAAUGCUCAUCUAAAAAGUGUAUGCACACAGUGAUUAAUGUACUGUAAACAAAAGGUGGCUUGACUUGAAUUUCUCUCCAGAAUGUGUACUGUGGAGCUUCUGUUUCAUUGUGGUGGGAGAAAAGAGGAAAUCCCAAACUUUAAUGGUGUUAUGCUAGUCAGUCUUGUUACCACGACAAUUUUUAAUUUCAUAGUGGCAUUAUGGAGACAAGGUGUGCAGCAGAUGUAUUGCUAUAGGUGAUUUACUAGUGAUAUUUGAGAUAAGUUGCGAUAUUUGUAGAGCUGUAAGAAUACAUAUGUUUAUUAGUGAUAUGUAUAUUAUAAAAUAGAACUUUUCUGUUGGUUGUUUCUGUGGGAUUAGCAUUUUCUGUCUGACCCCCUAAUUUCCCCAAAAUAUUUACUGUUAUGCUACAUCUGCUGUAAACUAGGCAUUUCAUAUCCAGCGGGUUCGGUUCACUAGAACACUGCCAUUCAUUGCUGUGAAUAUCUGCUUAUCUGUUGUAAAUCACAGCUAUUAUUUUUAGUAAUGGAUGUGUACUGUGACAAAUUUUUAUUUGCAAGUUAAUGAUAGCAUUUAAUAAUUGUGGUUCCAAAAUCUUAGUUGUAAAUCUCAGGGGGAAAGAAUGCAAUGUUGCAAAAUAUACAUCACUGCAUAAAAUAACAGGACCAUUUAAAAAGCACAAUGAACCACAAGAAUGAAAGUACAAAUAAUAAUUGAAUCGUGUGUAACAAAACUAUUACUGUGAACGUUUUCUAAGGUGCAAGGACUUUCAUUGGUUUGAUUGACUGAUUCAGCUGCUAUAUACUUUAAGCAUUUGGUGACAGCUCCUGCAAAGGGCUUGUAUAUAUAAUUUCCAAGCAACAUUGAGUCUUUGAAAAUUAAUUUAAUCCAGCCAUCUGUUAGCCGAUUUGUUUACAAGUAAGGCUGAUGAAUAUGUGAAACAUUUAGUGUUCUAGAAAAUAAGUAUGUUUGUUUUUAUAAAUAAUAUAGCCUAAAUAGCAACAGAACUGAUGCAUGUACAACCCUGGAAGUCAGAUGUUCCCAUACAUUUCAGUAUUGUACACUGCAGUUAGUGUUUGUUUUUCAUAUAAAUAUAUAUUAAUGAUGGAUGAAUGUCCUUUUCUACAUGAAAAAGUUAAGCUGCAGGCAAUAGAAUUUAUUUUUAUUUAAAUAUGAAUAACAUUGUCUUUUAUAUGUACAAUAUAACUAUGUAUAUCUGUUACAUGUGUAACUUUGAUUUCAUGCAGAAACAUGAAUUAACUAAUAUUGUGGCUUCUUGCACUCUUGACAACCCCAGUUGGCACUUGGUUGUUGAAAACGAUGUAUAUGUUUUAUGUGUAUUUGAAAUUUUGUAAAUUAAAAUUCGGAACUGUAUGUGUGUUGAAAUUUCCAGUGUAUGAUAUAAAUUGUUUCAUUCUUGGUGGAAAAUACAAGAUUAGUAAAUAAUAACAGUU